AUGACUACAUUAGACACAGUAUCUUUACUAUCUUCAGAAGAUGACCAUCAAAAUCUAGAUCAAAAUCUAGAGUUAAGUGAAGACGAACGACACCUAAGUAAAGAUGAUUGUGAUGAGACGAAGAAGACUUUGCAGUUACCCUUGUGUAAUCGUAGCAUUUCGAAAAAUCUCGCCGGCACAAUAAUCACCAUCAUUACAGUAUUUGGACAAUCUGGUAUGGCUAUUGCUUUACCAACAUUUUCAGUAGCUGUUAAUACAGCUCAUUGCCAUAGUAAUCAGUACUUUGUCUUGAUUUAUCCUGCAAUGUGGUUUCCUAUAAUAUUUUCCUUGAUUGCCUUCGCUUCAAAAGCGAUCAAUCCUAAGUUUUCUCUCAAAUCAUAUACAGCAAUCAAAGCCUACAUUAUUUUGGGCCUUUUAUGUGCUGUUAACUGCUUGUUAGUUACAUUUGCUAGUCUACCAGAUAGAACACCUCCUAAUCUGCAAGGAAUUCUUGGCAUAACUAUUAUUCCAUUUACUGUCAUUUUGCGAUAUGCUAUCCUUCGUAAGAAAGUUGGAGUGGGACGUUUGCUAUGUACACUAGGCACUUUAGUUGGCCUAUUCAUAACUUUAGUACCGAAUAUUUUCAACAUAGAGAAAAAUAAACAUCAUGGAUCAAAAUCUGUCAUUUGGCCAUUAAUUUUUAUAUUAGGAAUCUUACCUGCUGCCAUAGCUAAUGUACUGCAAGAAAAAGAAAUGAAACGUGACUAUAGGGAGGAAAGUUUAGUAUUUCAAGCAUGGGUUGCCUGGUAUAAUGUAUUCUUCUUGGGUUUACUAUUUUGGACAGGCUUUAUUCCUCAUUUCGGGCAGGCAUCUAACAUACAACAAUUUCAACACCAAAUGGAUUGCGGAUUUCUGUCACAAUUUGGCGGUGGUAAAGGAAAAGUACCGUCUUAUCCUUGGGCACUUGGCGCUGCUUGGCUAUUUAUUUCUUUCUAUUGCAUUGCUAAUCAGGCUGCGCUACUUUUACUACGCUAUUCAGACGGCGCCAUUUAUCUAGUUAUCGUUCAAGCUAUAAUACCUCCAAUAGUCGCCAUAUUUUGGACUUUAUUCACACUUAAAGGUGGCUUUCAUUGGCAUCCAAGAUUUACAGAUUCGAGCGCAUUUGUCUUCGCUGGUAUUAUCGUUAUUUUGCCGUGCAUUAUUAUUUAUAAUUAUUUGACAUUAAAAGAAGAGAAAGCAGAGAGCAAUAAAAUCUAA
Messenger RNA from Trichoplax adhaerens, 1236 nucleotides. RefSeq lists its product as uncharacterized. The transcript has 3 exons. The record is from RefSeq and is a predicted model, not a curated record. The coding region runs from base 1 to 1236 and encodes 411 amino acids. NCBI's taxonomy places the organism in Eukaryota, Metazoa, Placozoa, Uniplacotomia, Trichoplacea, Trichoplacidae.